Cuscuta campestris is the source of this 1032-nucleotide messenger RNA. The record is from the annotation of a GenBank genome assembly. Lineage: Eukaryota; Viridiplantae; Streptophyta; Magnoliopsida; Solanales; Convolvulaceae.
CGCUCUUCCUACGACUUCUUCGUUUUACCGCUUACGGAGAAAAGGAUGCGGGUCGGGGACGGAGGAGUUGGGAACCUGACCGGGUGUAGAGUCAAGAGAAGAAGACCCGGUCGAAGAAGAAGAGUUGGAAUCCUCAGAGGAGCAGUCCUCUGAGGACGAGAUCCUAUCGCUAAACGAAGACAUGGCCGGGAAAGAAAAAAGAGAAGGAAGGGGGAACUUACUUGACUCGGAGGGCUGGAUAGCGAAAGAUAAGGAACUUGACCGGUGAAAGCUCUGAGACUUGAUCGCGGAAAGUGGGCAGAGAGGAGGGGUGGAGGCCCUUAUAUAGGAGGAGAGGAGGCCAAAGGGAGCGACGUGGCCACGCGAGAACACGCCGCGUCAGGCGGCGCAAUGAUGACCCACUGGCAGGCGAAACGGCAGGUCUGCAGCCGACUGAUUGCAACGGUUGGUGCGCGACACGUGGCAAAAGUCAGAGUUUGAAAUUCAAAUUUCAAAAAAUUUUAGGCGGGAAGGGCCAAAAUUUCAAAAUUGGAGUCCUACUUCAGACUUUUUACUUCCCGCUCAUGACAAAUUGCAUGACCGAGAAGUGGAGGGCUUAUUGAUGGGUGUAUUUCACCCAAGACCGGUCAAAGGAGAAGGCCAAAUCUUUGACCGGUCAAUCUCGAAAGUUUUGGAAGGGAGACUUAAAUCGCCAGCAAAACAAUAUAUCAUCGGCCAAAUAAUGACCGGUACACUUCACAAAAAAGUAUACCGGUCAAACUACGUUAUCAUCCUAUUUAUUCCAGAUUUCGAUAAAUUCGUCCCUUGGAGAUUACCCGGUGUAGUUUCUGGGGUUGGGGUGGAAAGUGUCGGCAGAGGAGGAUCUGCGAGGGCUUGGCGUGUAGCGACCCGUGUCAGUAGAGGACAACUGGAGAUGCUGGAGAAUCCAUCCAAGGCACUACUUGACAAAGGGAAUGAUCCCCUUCACAAGGCGACAAGGCAGCUUGAGGACGAAACCAGUCACCUCGCACCACAUCAGCAGCAUGCCCCCAC